UAAUAUAAAUAACCGACUUCGGUGGGGAUAUCAAUAAUCAAUCAUCAGCAUCGGCUGGACUCUCUGCUCAGACUUAUCCGAACUAGGGUUUCGUUCUUAAAUUGUCAUCCCCAACUUCAAUCAAACCCUAAGUUUCGGAUCCGGUCUGACAGUUCAGUUCUUCUUUGAAGAACGUUGUCCGGUGGUUUGCGUUUGCUACAUCAACCAAGUUUCAUGUCUGAACUUGACAUCCAGGUCCCCUCCACUUUUGAUCCUUUUGCUGAUGCAAAUGCUGAUAAUUCUGGUGCCGGAUCAAAGGACUACGUUCAUAUCCGGAUACAACAACGCAAUGGUCGCAAAAGCCUGACGACAGUGCAGGGAUUGAAGAAAGAGUUCAGCUAUAACAAAAUUCUCAAGGAUCUUAAGAAGGAAUUUUGCUGCAAUGGAACUGUUGUUCAGGACCCAGAACUAGGGCAGGUUAUUCAACUACAAGGCGAUCAACGGAAGAACGUCUCAUCAUUUCUUGUUGGGGCUGGGAUCGUAAAGAAGGAGCAUAUCAAGAUUCAUGGUUUCUGAGCUGCUGCUGCUGCAAUCGCCUCUAUUGUGUGGGUGUGGGUGUGUUCUUGAACUUGAUGUUUGAAGCUGAUGUAAAAUAAGAGUAUUGGUUUGAUUGUCUGUCUUCUAUGUAGUUGCAGAAUCUCUAGUUUCACCCCGUCUUAUGCGUGAUGUGAUGUUGCUCCAACAUAUCUCAUCUUUAAUGGACAUGAUAAUGGCUAUUGAACCUAAAUUGUUUGGAGACUUCA
Molecule: messenger RNA, 782 nt
Organism: Andrographis paniculata
Lineage: Eukaryota; Viridiplantae; Streptophyta; Magnoliopsida; Lamiales; Acanthaceae
Product: protein translation factor SUI1 homolog
Exons: 5
Coding region: 214-555 (113 amino acids)
Biological process (GO): translational initiation
Molecular function (GO): translation initiation factor activity; RNA binding
Source: RefSeq, a predicted model, not a curated record